Chaetomium globosum CBS 148.51 is the source of this 1758-nucleotide messenger RNA. RefSeq lists its product as uncharacterized. Gene Ontology annotation, cellular component: fungal-type vacuole. NCBI's taxonomy places the organism in Eukaryota, Fungi, Ascomycota, Sordariomycetes, Sordariales, Chaetomiaceae. The transcript is spliced from 7 exons. Bases 1 to 1758 code for a protein of 585 amino acids. The record is from RefSeq and is a predicted model, not a curated record. Gene Ontology annotation, molecular function: serine-type carboxypeptidase activity. Gene Ontology annotation, biological process: proteolysis.
AUGGCGUUGUGCUUGUGGACUCUUACGCUUGUGGCCAUUAUCAGUCUACUGGCCGCCAGGACCAGGAUUUGCGAAACUACUCCGGGGGUCAAGUCCUACAGCGGUUACAUCAAUUUCCCUGCGAACACGACCGAAGGGCGGCCCUACGAUAUUCACACGUUCUUCUGGUUCUUCGAAGCACGAAACCAUGCAAGCAGAGCCCCGCUGUCCUUGUGGCUUCAGGGAGGUCCCGGGGCUCCCUCUACGCCGAGCGCUGUCGGGGGGACUGGGCCGUGUUACGUCGCUGACAACUCUCGCGACACAACGCUCAACCCAUGGUCACUCAACAACGAGGUAAACCUUCUCUACAUUGACCAGCCCGUCCAAGUAGGGUUUUCCUAUGACAAACUGGUCAGUGGAACUAUUGACGAAACCUUACUACCAUACGUGGUUUCACCUCUGGCCGGUGACGCACAAGCCCCCGAGUUGAACUCGACUUUCCUUCGCGGCACCUUUUCAUCACAAGAUCCGAUGUCAGCCCCGAACACAACUGCUACGGCAGCAUUGGCCGCGUGGCACUUUAUGCAGAUAUGGAUGAAACACUUUCCCAAAUACGAGCCCCAAGACAACAAAGUCAGCAUCUGGGGCGAAUCAUAUGGUGGACAUUACGGCCCUACCUUCGCCAAUUUCUUUGCUGAGAAAAGCAAGGACAUGACAUCUGGCUCACAUUCCAACACUGCCCCUAUCCCCCUCCAAAUCGGGACGGUGGGCAUCAUCAACGGCUGCAUCGACAUCAUUACGCAGAUGCCCUCCUAUCCGCAUAUGGCAUACAACAACACGUACGGCAUUCAGGUCAUCAACGAGACGGAGUACAAUAAUGCCAUGGACAGCUUCCCCGAAUGCCGCAGCCGGGUUGAGGCUUGCCGAUCCCUCGCCGAGACACACGAUCCAACCGGACUCGGCAAUGUGGGGGAAGUCAACACAGCGUGCAGUGAUGCAUACAACUUUUGCUUUGCAAAGAUGUGGGGAUGGGUAGAGAGCCGCGGUAGGAACGUUUUCGACAUUACUGCCUUGAUGCCCCAUUCAUUCCCACCCAGAUAUGCGGGUGGGUUCCUCAACUCUGAAGAGGUUCAGCGCGAGUUAGGAGUCCCGCUCAACAUUACCGGUCUUUCAACGGCAGUAUUCAGUGCAUUUAUGUCAACUGGCGAUUUCGUUCUGGGACAAAAUCUCGACAUCCUUGGCAAGCUUUUAGAUCAAGGGGUAAAAGUUGCCCUGGUGUAUGGUGACCGCGAUUAUCAGUGCAACUGGUACGGCGGAGAGCAGAUCAGUUUGGCGAUCCAGUCGAAGUUGAGCAGCAAGUUCCACGAAGCUGGCUAUACAAAAAUUCAGACCAACAAGAAAGAUGUUGGAGGAUACGUCCGACAACAUGGGAAUCUGUCUUUCUCUCGUGUCUUUCAAGCCGGGCACGAAGCUCCUUGGUAUCAGCCCGAAACCACAUAUCAGAUCUUCAAAAGAGUCAUGUUCGACAAGGACGUUGCGACAGGGCAGAAGUCCACCUCGCACGACGAAUACUCAACCGACGGCCCUGACAACGUCUUUGACAUCACAGGCGCAGUCCCUUCCCAUCCCGUGUCGGAAUGCUAUCUCUGGAAUAUUAUCCAGAGUUGCACGGAGUUGCAAACCGACUUAUUGCGGAACGGUACUGCAAUCCUCAAGGACUUCAUCAUGAUUGGGUACCAUGCGGCGGAUGGGACGAUUCACUACUAUGAGGGGAGAUGA